Podarcis raffonei (Aeolian wall lizard) is the source of this 1840-nucleotide messenger RNA. It is a transcript of the gene REEP6, whose product is annotated as receptor accessory protein 6. The transcript is spliced from 6 exons. Lineage: Eukaryota; Metazoa; Chordata; Lepidosauria; Squamata; Lacertidae. The record is from RefSeq and is a predicted model, not a curated record. The coding region runs from base 29 to 571 and encodes 180 amino acids.
CGCAAAGGUGCGCUCCUCUCUCUCCGCGAUGGGCUCCGCGCAGCUCCGCUUCCAGGCCUUCCUGCAGCGGCCGGGCUUCGUGGGCGACCUGCUGGGCCGCCUGGAGGCGCAGACGGGCGUCAAGAGGGACUACCUGGCCGCAGGUGCAAUUGCGUUUCUGGGACUCUACCUGAUGUUUGGCUAUGGCGCCUCAUUGCUUUGCAAUCUCAUCGGUUUUGUCUAUCCUGCUUAUGUCUCCAUCAAAGCCAUUGAGAGCUCCACGAAGGACGACGACACGACAUGGCUGACCUACUGGGUCGUCUACGGGCUCUUCAGCGUGGCGGAGUUCUUCUCGGACACCUUCCUUUACUGGUUUCCCUUUUAUUAUGCCGGCAAGUGUCUCUUCCUGCUGUGGUGCAUGGCUCCCGUCUCGUGGAACGGCUCCCAGGUCCUCUACUGCAACGUCAUCCGCCCCUGGUUUCUGAAGCACCACCAGACCGUCGACAGCGUCCUCAGCGACCUCGGCGGCCGAGCCGCUCACGUCGCAUCCACCGUCUCCAGGGAAGUUCUGCAAUCUCUGGCUGACAGCUGACCUCCACCUGUGCGCCAGGCAGCUUUCCACCACGUCUUUACUCGCGAUCUCCAAAGAAGCCAUGAGAACAGCCCUACGGACAGAGGACUGAGCAACGGACGUUUUAAACUUCCAAGCAAGAGAAAAGAUGCCCACAUUCUGGAAUACCCUGGGAGCUUGGGAAAGACUUUGGGGGUUUUUCUGCGCACCUACGAUAAGAUCAUUCCUUUGGCUCCCCUCCCUCCUCGCCGCCACCAAAUUCCGGAAAUGUGUGGCGAUGCCACCAAUGUGAUUUGAUUGCCUGUUCACUGAGCGCCCCAAGAUAUCCUUGUUUCCUUUCUGAACUCCAGCAGAGGGUGCUGUGACUUCAGAGGUUGCCUGGAUUAAUCCCCACCUGACACUCCAACCACAUUCUUAUGUCUUUGGUCACAAAGUGUGAUCAGUUCCAGAGCAGACGAUCCUUCCAUCCCUGAAUAUUCUCCCUGGCAAUUGCGGUUGGCUGUUCCUUGGGUGGAGAGAGACCUGAUGAGGCUGCCCCCCCCCCCGGUUGGAUCUCAGGCUGUGCAAAAAAAGGUUUUAGAGGUUGCUGCUUCUGAGUUUUGGCAGAGCAGAUGCCAGGAACCAGCUGGUUAACAGCUUCCCUACUUCCUAGUACAGCCUGGACGCAGAUCUGUGCAUGAAAACCUGUAAUCACAAAAAGGUGGGCUCUUUCAUUCUGGAGCUUUGGGGGUCUUGGCCUUCUGCUUUGGGUCUCCAUGGGGAAGCAGCACCUAGCAAUCCAGAUUUGACCCCCCCCACCGCGAUAUCAUCCUAAAUGCUUGUCCUUCUCUACAUUUGUGUCCUGAGCUCACAUCUUGCAACACAUUAAAACAGCAGUGCAAGGCCUGGUGUCCUCUCCAUCUUCUUAAUACACAGCUUGGGACAAUGCCAAGACUUGCAAAUAAAAGCCAGUGUUCGACCUCCAGUAUUGAUGGCGAGCUUAAUGGGUUCUCCAGACCACCCUAAGCUGCUCCUUCCUUAAUGUGUCGCUGGUGGGAUGAGGAGGGUGGGAGCAGUGAUGGGAAACACGCCCUGACAAAUUCCAGAAACUCUCAAGUUGGUACGACUCUCGUUUCUUGCUCUGAACUUCAGUCCCAGCCCCCCCCCCAAAGCAGGAAAAUCUGCCAAGAAAACCCACCGCCCUGAAACAACCGCACAACACUCCUGACGAUUUUCUACGUGGUGAACUUAAGAGAUUGUGAGCUUUGUACUUUCUGCUGAUAAAGUUGGAGUGAUCCAGUGUCCUCCCCC